Adineta steineri is the source of this 2178-nucleotide messenger RNA. The record is from the annotation of a GenBank genome assembly. NCBI's taxonomy places the organism in Eukaryota, Metazoa, Rotifera, Eurotatoria, Adinetida, Adinetidae.
AUGAAGAGAUUUCAUUUCUCGCCAACAAAAUUAAACGAAACUCCAAAUCAAGAUGAUCUGAGAGUUGUAUAUAUUGGUUCCAGUCGUGCGCCCGAUGAAUUAAAAGGGUUUGAUGAAAAUUUAACAGAAUAUGAUUCAUGUGAAGCUUGUGAAAAACAUAUAAAGAAAGUUGAAAGUGAACGUAAAUUUCUUCUGAUAUUAAAAGGGUUUUUACCUAAAACAGCUUUGGAAAACUUAUAUCAAAUCCAAUCGAUUUAUAUUUUAAAAGAAAAAUAUCAAAAGCUGGAAGAUACUUCACAAAAUCAUCGAAAAAUAAUUGGAAUAUUUGACGAUGUCGAUACAUUAAUCAACCGGUUGCAUAAAGAUAUCAUAUUAGGAUACGGAACUGAUUUACCCAUCAGUAUAUCUCCUUUGCAUGAAAUCAAAAAUGAGCAAUCAUUAACCAAAGUCGAUGGAAAUACAUUAAUGUUUUUAUGGGAACAAAUUUUUCUUAAUUAUCUAGUUCAUCCUAUGACAUCCACUAUGGAGCAAUUAAAAACUGAUAUGUUAAAACAAUGUGAAUUAGAUUAUAAACAUGAUAAAGUUCAACUACAGUUGAUCAAGACGUUUGGUGAAAAUUGUUCAGAUAACAAUGCAUUAGAAUGGUAUAGCAAAGAUUGUUUUCUAUAUCGAAUUUUAAACAAAGCCUUUCGAACGAGAAAUAUUGACCUUAUGUGUAAAUUUCAAUAUUUCAUUAUUCAUCUAUAUCAAAACUUUCAACGUUUAUCCAAAUCACAAGAGAAAACUUGUUCAGUUGUUUAUCGAGGACAAAUUAUGAAGAAGAGUGAACUUGAGAAAUUAAAAUCAAAUAUUGGACGUUUAAUUUCGAUCAAUACGAUUCUAUCAACAUCAUGUAAUAAAGAUAUUGCAUAUUCAUUUAUUCUUGGAGCUGAUGAUGGAGUGAUUUUUAAAAUAAAUAUUCCAGAUGGAAGUGAGAAGUCAUUUCGACCAUUUGUUGAUAUUUCACAAUUUAGUACAAUGCCAUGGGAAGGAGAAGUAUUAUUUUUUCUUGGCACUGUUUUUUCUCUUGAUUCUGUUCAACAUCUACCUGACUUACCAUGUAUUAUUGAACUGACACUGAAUAAUGAUCCAGUGAACCAUCUUAGAAAGUUAGUUUCUAUAUUCGCACCAGGAAAUCAGAUGAAUACAGAUAUGUAUCUUUCCAUCAUGAAAACAAGUGAACCAUAUCAGAUCAUUCAAGGAUUUUUUAAUUUGAUCGUCGAUCCAUUUAUUAAAGAAAUUAAAAGCAAUCAUCAUUUAAUUAUGCAAACAGAUGAUUUUAAUAUGAUCGAACGAUACUAUCAUAUAUUAACAGGAAAACCAUUUUCAUUAAGCAAUAGCCCUACGAUGAUGGCUUAUAUUCAUUUCGCUUUUGUUCUCAGUAAUUUAGGCUUCUAUGACAAAGCGAUUCGGUUAUAUGAACAAGUUCUUUCGCUUGAUAAUAUUUCUUCAACGAGUCCUCAGUUUCUAGUUAUUCAUAUUAUCAUCGGGCAUCUUUAUUAUCAUUCGUCUCAAUAUGAUCAAGCUUCUUUGCAUUAUGCUAUUGUAUUAUCCAUAUUAGAUGAAGAAAAUUUAUUAACAGGCGAACUUUACAGAUAUAUUGCUGAUAUAAAGAGGAAAAACGGCGAUGUAUACACCAGUUUAUUAUAUUACCAAGAAGCAUUGAAAUCUGCAAAAAAUCGAUAUAUUCCGUCUCUACGACAUAUUUAUCUAGAGAUCAUCGAUAUAUUAGAAAAGCAAGAGAACGUUGGUGAGGCUGUUGCUUAUAAAAGCCAGUUAAAUGAAAUCAAUCCGAAAGAAUAUUAUAUAUCAGUAUCAACGUGGGGUAAUUCAAAUCUUCUAGAUGAUUGUCGAAACCAAUUGAAUAACGAGCAGCAACCAAUUGAACGUGCUGAUUUAUUAUAUAAAAUUGGUUUACAUUAUGAAGUACAAGGCCAUUUUAAAGAAGCUUUAGAACAUCUUUUACAGGCGAAAGAUCUCUAUAUAACUCAACCACCAUCAUGGGAUCGUUUUCCUAGACAUCUGCCGAUAUUAUUCGAUAACAUUGCGAUGCUUUAUCUACUCUUUAAAGAUUAUUUGAAGGCGUUAAUUAUGUGGAGAAAAGCUAUUGACAUACGGAUUAGUUUUGUUCCUUAUUAA